This is a messenger RNA of Equus quagga, 466 nucleotides long. Its product is annotated as ral guanine nucleotide dissociation stimulator-like. The record is from RefSeq and is a predicted model, not a curated record. NCBI's taxonomy places the organism in Eukaryota, Metazoa, Chordata, Mammalia, Perissodactyla, Equidae. Gene Ontology annotation, molecular function: guanyl-nucleotide exchange factor activity. The transcript is spliced from 4 exons. Gene Ontology annotation, biological process: small GTPase-mediated signal transduction. The annotation marks the transcript as partial.
UAGAGCAGCAUUGCAAGAGCUGUGGAUGGGGGCUAGUGCUGGCCAAGGGGGCUGUUUCUGAUGGACUGCGGCUGUCUGCUUUCCAGGGCAAUGUGCUCAACUGUCGGAAAUGGAAUGAACAAUUCAAACUGAUGGAGGAGAUCGAGCUGCUCCAGGAGGCUGCAAAUCUGUACACCGUGCAGCCCGACGAGCACUUUGGGGCCUGGUUCCAGGCCGUGGAGCCCCUGAGCAAGGAGGAGAGCUACAGCCUGUCCUGCCAGCUGGAGCCCAGAUACCACUGGGUCAGAAAGAUUCGACUCUUCUUCAAACACAAGAAGAACCGCUCAGGGCAGAACACCAGACCCCCACCCAAGGGCCCAGUGGGGGUGGUCGAUGACCCUCCUGAGACCAGCUGAGCUACAGCGGGGACACAGCAUUGACACUCAGGGUGCACAGGGCCACCUCCCCUGAUUCUGAUGAGGAGAAC